This is a messenger RNA of Rotaria sp. Silwood1, 791 nucleotides long. Lineage: Eukaryota; Metazoa; Rotifera; Eurotatoria; Philodinida; Philodinidae. The record is from the annotation of a GenBank genome assembly.
CAGCAAAUGAAAGUUUUAAUAAAUUAUUUACAAAUGCACCAUGGAUAUCAGUUAUUUUAGGAAAUUUAAGUUCACGUCCAUCAAAACGUGGUGGUCAUGGAACAAUUGAUCAAAAUAUAACAGUUAGAAAUUUAAGAGGUGAAAAUCCGAAAUUACUUGACAAUCGUGCUAUAACUGUUGAACGAGUAUCUGCACAUAGUGGAACACAUUUUCUUAAUUAUUUAAGUGUAUAUGAAGGUUUAAAAAGUAUUAAUUAUGAUGAACUUCAUGAAAUGUAUAUUUGUAGUAAAUCAUGUCGAGAUUUUAUGCGUAAUACAGCAUUAUCAUUACAUAUGACUGAUUUUGAUAUAGCAUGGUUCACAAUGAUUGGUGAAACACAUCCAGAUAAAAAUGAAAUUAUUUCAUUAGCAAAAAAAUUUAAUCCAAAUCAAAGUGAAAAAAAUUCAAAUAAAGAAACAUUAGCAUGGCUUGAAUUAUAUGCAUAUGAUGUUGCAAAAUUAGUUUAUAAAUGUAUUUUAAAUAAAGAUCCACCAAAGGAUAAUUUUGAUUUACAUUCACCAUUAAGAUCUGGUUUUUCAAAUUUAGCACAACAAUUAACAAUAAGAGAAGAAUCCGAUGAAUUUGGACGAUAUGCUCAAGCUGAUAUGACUAAUUUUAUGAAUAAUAAUUUAGAUUUUCUUUUAGGUACACAUGAAUGUUUAACAUUACAAGCAUGUUAUGCUGCUGCCGAUGUUGUUAACGCACCAGAAGGUGGAUUAAAUAUUGAACUUACAAGACAAAAACCCAAUUGA